Danio aesculapii is the source of this 1623-nucleotide messenger RNA. RefSeq names its product secreted frizzled-related protein 5 (gene sfrp5). Lineage: Eukaryota; Metazoa; Chordata; Actinopteri; Cypriniformes; Danionidae. The record is from RefSeq and is a predicted model, not a curated record. The transcript is spliced from 3 exons. Gene Ontology annotation, molecular function: Wnt-protein binding. Bases 229 to 1161 code for a protein of 310 amino acids. Gene Ontology annotation, biological process: canonical Wnt signaling pathway; negative regulation of canonical Wnt signaling pathway; non-canonical Wnt signaling pathway.
UCAUAGGGCCCUGAGUCCACUGGCUUUUACACACUAGGUGCACUUGAGUCAAACUAGACAAGAGCUCUGCUACAGUUUCUGUUAAACCACAGGACAGACGCAGAAAAGGAGGGAAAACUCAGAUUUUUACUUUAUUUCUCAAACACAACAAAAAAGGAUUAAAAUUUAGGUUUUGAAGAUUUUGACUUAACACUUACCCCCCGUUCCCCUUCUGAAUCACAGCAGAGGAUGGCGGAGCUGAAGAGGCAGGUGUCUCUGACCCAGGCUGUGACCCUGGCGCUGGUUCUGCUCACUUCAGCCGCUUCGGCAGAGGAGUAUGACUAUUACAGCUGGCAGUCGGACAAUUUCCACAACGGCCGCUUCUAUGCCAAGCAGCCGCAAUGUGUGGAUAUCCCAGCCGACCUGCGGCUCUGCUACAACGUGGGCUACAAAAAGAUGCGCCUGCCAAACCUAUUGGACCACGAGACCAUGCCUGAGGUCAAGCAGCAGGCGGGCAGCUGGGUGCCGCUUCUGGCAAAGCGAUGCCACGCUGACACGCAGGUGUUCCUCUGCUCACUGUUUGCUCCGGUGUGCCUGGACCGGCCCAUCUACCCCUGCAGGUCUCUGUGUGAAGCAGUGCGGGACAGCUGCGCCCCGGUCAUGGAGACCUACGGCUUUCCCUGGCCGGAGAUGCUACAGUGUGAGAAGUUCCCCAUCGACAAUGAUCUAUGCAUUCCUAUGCAGUUCUCUGCUGGACACGCCACACAGACUCCAGUUUCCAAAGUGUGUCCACCCUGUGACAACGAGUUGAAAGCCGACACCAUAAUGGAGCACUACUGCGCCAGUGAUUUUGCACUCAAGAUGAAAAUUAAAGAGGCGAAAAAGGAAAAAGGCGACCGCAAGCUUAUCGCAGCGCAAAAGAAGAAGAAGGUUCUGAAGAUGGGAAUACUGAGAAAGAAAGACCUCAAGAAGCUCACUCUAUACAUCAAGAACGGAGCCAACUGCCCCUGCUCACAACUGGACAACCUUGGGAGCAACUUCCUCAUCAUGGGCCGCAAAGUAGACCAACAGCUACUGCUCAUGUCCAUCCACAAAUGGGACAAAAAGAGCAAGGAACUCAAGUUCGCCAUUAAAUACAUCAAGUCUCAGCAGUGUCCCACCUAUCACAGUGUCUUCCAGUGACCAAUGACUCUUUGGUGGUCCUCCAAUAACUCUUUCAGAGACUGUAUCCAUGCCUAAUUCCGACCAUUAGUACAGAUGUAUUUUAUUACUCAAGAAAUGGCUUUUGGAAACUGCUUAGGACUUAAUCCAUCAUCAAGUACAGCUACGUUCUGUUGGCAACUGUAUCUGCACAAAAAGUUAUUGUUUAUGAAGCAAUCAGCACACUUACGAUACUCAUGCAUAUAUUUUAGGAAAACUUUCCUGGUUCAGAGUACAGGCUUUUUUUCGGAAAGACACUGACAACCCUUUCAAUCAACUUGAGAAAGAAAAUUGUGAACAAAAGCUUUAAAGUUAAUGAGCACAUAUUUGAUUUCAGUGGCCAGAUUCCAUUUAAACGAGUGAAAAAGAGCAAACAUGGUGCCAACUGGUUAUUAUUUGUAUCUUCUAUUUUGUAGAUAAGGAAUAAAAAGUUUUUAUUAUAUA